Messenger RNA from Xyrauchen texanus (razorback sucker), 1664 nucleotides. RefSeq names its product C1q and TNF related 9 (gene c1qtnf9). Gene Ontology annotation, molecular function: protein binding. The coding region runs from base 56 to 1183 and encodes 375 amino acids. The transcript has 3 exons. The record is from RefSeq and is a predicted model, not a curated record. NCBI's taxonomy places the organism in Eukaryota, Metazoa, Chordata, Actinopteri, Cypriniformes, Catostomidae.
UGAUGUGUAACGAAGUUGGGGAAAAUAAGUAAUCUCGACAAUUACUUUCUGGCCAAUGAAUUGGGAUGACAAAAUCUUCAAAUCUUUGUGCACAAUUAGCCAGCACAGUUUUUCAUCACAGUUUUUUGGACAUUUGUCUGCUGCAGAGGUGGUUGAGAGAACCAUGCUCAUUCCCAGACAGAUUUUUAUACUUUUUCUAGUUCUGUUGAUCAAUGCUGCAGAGCAGGAAGUUUAUGAAAAGAAAGACGGCUGUAUGUGGGGUCACCCUGGAAUCCCAGGAGACCCAGGACACAAUGGAAUGCCAGGUCGGGAUGGCAGAGAUGGGGCCAAGGGGGACAAAGGGGACAGAGGGGACAUAGGUACCUGUGGGGAAGCUGGUAAACAUGGACCAAAAGGAGAUAAAGGAGAACCUGGUAUUGCUGGCGUGGGUGGUAUGAAAGGGCGGCGUGGAGAUAAUGGUGACAGGGGCCCACCAGGCAAAAUGGGACCCCAAGGCUUUCCAGGGCCACUAGGUUUGAAAGGCCAGAAGGGAGAAUUAGGUCUGCAAGGACCACAGGGCAUCAAAGGGGAGGUAGGCCCUGAAGGUCCUGAAGGACCAAAAGGAGACAUUGGCUUCAAAGGAGAGAAGGGAUUACAGGGACCAUUGGGGCCUCUAGGACGACCAGGCCCAAAGGGAGAUCUUGGCAAUCCAGGUAACAAAGGCAGCACUGGUUUGCGUGGUGAGAAAGGGUCAAAAGGCGACAUUGGAGAACAAGGUCCAAAGGGUGACAUGCCUGAGAUACCAAAAAGUGCUUUCUCAGCUGGACUGAGUGAAACCUCCAAAAUACCUCCUGCUAACACACCAAUUCGUUUUGACAAAAUACUCUAUAACCGCCAGGGCCACUAUGACCCUCAGACCGGCCGCUUCACCUGUGCCAUCAGUGGAGCAUAUUUUUUCACCUAUCAUAUCACCGUCUACUCUCGCAAUGUUAAAGUGGCACUGGUAAAGAAUGGUCAGCGAAUGGUCCACACCAUGGACAACUACCAAAGCGGCGAGGACCAGGCGGCAGGGGGAGUGGUCCUAGACCUGGAAGCGGGAGACAAGGUGUGGCUACAAGUGGCUGACGGAGAGCUUUUUAACGGGCUUUAUGCAGAUGAAGAUGAUGACACUGUUUUUUCUGGAUUUCUCCUAUUUGCAACCUAAAUGAUCUACCCUGAAGAGCCCUUUGUUUAAUUUAUGUUUGAUAGCAUGUGCACAUACUUUAAAAUUAAAUAUUUUAAAUCCACUAAAUGGUCUCACAUGCAAUACUUGUUUUUGUGUUGAUUUUCUUCUUUUGACAGAUUUGUUGUAAUAUCUCCAUCAUUUUCAGUUAAACUUACAAGAUAACCUGUAUUUGUGCAUCUUUUAAGAAUAUUUUCCAUGCAUUUCUGUGUUUGUUUUUUCCAGGUAACCUCAAAAUGUGCUUAUUGUGGUGAUGUCUAAAUUAAUGGUUUUGUCCAAAAAUGUAUAUUUUAUAAUUUAAUAAAGACUGGAUCCACCUGACUACAUUAGGUAAUACCAAAAAGUAUGGCACAACAGGGUUAAUGGCACUCAAGGAAAUUCUUUCUCGUCACGUGUACAAAUGUAUUUUUAUUGAAUAUUGAUGGAGCAACAUAAUAUGUGUGAAAAUAAAUAAUAACGGAAG